AUGGAGCAAUCAAUCACAAUGAAGAGAAUAAAAUCAGAAAAUUAUUGGAAACCCAAUAAUAAUGAUGAUGCCAAAUCAUCUCAUGAAAAAGUUGAUAUAAAACAAGAUCCAGAAAGGGGUGGAUGGUCAAGCAAAUUAAAUUUUCUUUUCUCUUGCAUAAGUGUAUCUGUUGGAUUGGGAAAUGUUUGGAGGUUUCCAUAUUUGUGCCACAAAAAUGGUGGAGGUGCUUUUUUAAUAACGUAUUUCAUUGCUAUGAUUUUCUGUGGGAUUCCCGUUUUUUUUCAAGAAGUUGCCAUCGGUCAAUAUUUGGGAUGUGGAGGAAUGACUCUUGUCGGUAACAUUUGCCCAUUACUUCAAGGAACCGGAUAUGCGACCAUGACUAUUGUUUUCCUACUGGACGUUUACUAUUGUAUUAUAAUCGCAUGGACAUUAUUUUAUCUUUUGAGCACUUUUACUGUUUUGCCAGAUUUGCCAUGGCAAAGUUGCGGAAAUUGGUGGAACACCGAUAAUUGUUUCGAUGGGAGUAAUAGCAGUGAAAAUAUGGGAAUGGAAAAUUCUAUGGAUUUAACAAACAAUCAUACGACGACUCCAGUCGAAGAAUAUUGGCUACGGCGAGUUUUAAUGCUGAGUAAUGGCAUUACUGAUAUUGGAGGAAUGCAAUGGGAACUUUUCGGGCUGUUAUUUCUUGCUUGGAUUAUAGUUUAUUUAAUAAUUGCCAAAGGUUUGAAUCAAAGUGGAAAGAUUAUUUGGUUCACUGCUCUUUUUCCAUACGCCAUAUUUUUAAUUUUGCUGUUUUACUCGGUAACUCUUACUGGUGCUAUUGACGGUUUAAAAUAUUUUAUAACUCCUGAUUGGUCUAAAUUAACAACUGCAGGAGCUUGGAUAGAUGGCUCAACACAAAUUUUUUUUGCAUACUCUCUGGGAGUGGGUACUUUACCCGCCUUAGGCUCCUACAACAAUUUCAGGCACAAUUGUUACAAGGAUGCUGUUGUUACUUGUAUAGUAAAUACAUUUACUUGCAUAUUGGCUGGAAUAAUAACAUUUUCCAUUCUCGGUUAUUUAGCACAUAUUCAACACACCGAUGUUGAGCAUGUUGUCGCUAGUGGUCCUGGUCUCGUUUUUAUAACGUACCCUGAAGUAGUUUUGCAAUUACCUGGUGCACCCAUAUGGUCUGCAAUUUUUUUCUUUAUGUUAAUGAUUUUAGGAGUGGAUAGUUUAUUUUGCAAUGUAGAGUCAUUUGUUACUGGUGUGGUUGAUCAUUGGUCCCAUAUUUUAAGACCUCACAGAAAGAAGUUUACUCUUGGGGUUUGUUUGAUUAUGUUUGCUCUUGGAAUUCCUAUGGUUACUCAUGGAGGCACUUACAUAUUUCAAAUCAUGGAUUUUUACUCUGCCAGUGGCAUGUGUUUACUAUGGGUGUGCUUCUUUCAAACUAUCGCCAUAUCGUGGGUAUUUGGAGCUGAAAAAUUUGUAAAUUGCAUCAAAGAAAUGACAGGGAAAAAACCAGGUCUUUUCUGGGUCAUUUCAUGGAAAUUUUUAGCUCCAAGUGUUAUGCUGGGAGUUUUCUUUUUCUUUUGCAUUAAAUACGAACCUGUAACUUAUGCAAAUGUAUAUCAUUAUCCUUGGUGGGGAGAAGUAAUUGGAUUAAUUCUUAGUUUUUCAUCAAUGAUUUGGAUACCAGGUUAUGCAAUUUAUUAUCUUAUAAAAACUCCCGGAAGUUUUAAAGAGAAAAUAAAAAAAGGUCUGACAGCAAAAUUAAAUCUUUUGCAAAAAUCAAAACCCACAGCAGUGGAAAGGCAAAAUCCGAUUUUAAUGACAGAGAGUCAAGUUGUUCUCAUUAAUCAAAACAUUCAAUAUUAA
Molecule: messenger RNA, 1857 nt
Organism: Pediculus humanus corporis (human body louse)
Lineage: Eukaryota; Metazoa; Arthropoda; Insecta; Psocodea; Pediculidae
Product: sodium-dependent nutrient amino acid transporter, putative
Exons: 11
Coding region: 1-1857 (618 amino acids)
Biological process (GO): sodium ion transmembrane transport
Cellular component (GO): membrane
Source: RefSeq, a predicted model, not a curated record